AUGAUGAACAGAGUUUCAAGCUUAUUGUCGAAUAAAAGUAUUGUUGGUUUAGCAUCGAGAUACUCGAGUGGUAUCGUCAGACCAACAACAUGCAACUAUAAUAUCGCCUCCUCUUCGAUUGUAUCAUCCUCUUUAUCUUCUUCUUCUUCUACCACCAGACUCAAUGUAAAUACAUCCAUUUCAAUCCCAUCACGUAAUUUGUGGGUUAUUGGUAAAGAUGCUCAACCAAAGGAUUUCGUUGAUCCAAAUGCACCAACUACAUAUAAACCAAGACAAAUAUAUUGCGACAGUCGUGUUGUCGUUGGUAAAGCAGGUUCAAAGAAAUUGAGAUAUAAUGGAUUUGUACCAGCCACCAUCACAGGUGGAGGUUUACCAACUCAAAAUAUUGCUAUUGAAUGGGGUAGACUCUAUGGUUUAAUCAAGACUGAUAGCUUUUACAGAAAUAGAAAAUUCAUUUUGAAUAUUGAUGGUAAAGAACAGAUUGUUGUAGUUUUGGCAUUUGCCAAGUUACAUGCACUCUCUGAAAGAGCAUUAUUCUUAAAGUUUGUUAGAACCAGCGACAAGGCUGAAGGUUUGACUGAACAAGUUCUCCCGUUCAUUACUUUUAUGGAUAAAAUCAACAAGGUAAAGGAGGAAAAGAGAGAAGCCAAGAAAAAUUUCCAAGAGUUGAUGAAGAUUGAUUUAACCUUUAAACCUGCAAUCAAAAAGACUGCCUAA
This is a messenger RNA of Cavenderia fasciculata, 717 nucleotides long. RefSeq lists its product as uncharacterized. The transcript is spliced from 3 exons. Bases 1 to 717 code for a protein of 238 amino acids. NCBI's taxonomy places the organism in Eukaryota, Evosea, Eumycetozoa, Acytosteliales, Cavenderiaceae. Gene Ontology annotation, molecular function: structural constituent of ribosome. Gene Ontology annotation, biological process: translation. The record is from RefSeq and is a predicted model, not a curated record. Gene Ontology annotation, cellular component: ribosome.